Messenger RNA from Empidonax traillii (willow flycatcher), 1914 nucleotides. It is a transcript of the gene NGB, whose product is annotated as neuroglobin. NCBI's taxonomy places the organism in Eukaryota, Metazoa, Chordata, Aves, Passeriformes, Tyrannidae. The transcript has 4 exons. Gene Ontology annotation, molecular function: heme binding; oxygen binding. The coding region runs from base 887 to 1405 and encodes 172 amino acids. The record is from RefSeq and is a predicted model, not a curated record.
UUGUUGGACUCUUCCUUCAAUAGCCCAGCUUUCAGAUAGGGUUCUUCAGUUUCCUCUAAUGCUUUUGGAGCUAUUCCUAUGCAGCAUCUUGUACAGUCUGCACUGAGAAUGUGAGGUCUCAAAAUCCUGAGAAAACAGGUAAUUUAUUCUGGCACUUGCAGAGCUGUCUCAGGUGGCUUCUUGCUGUCACUGCUUCCUGCAGUCAGUGCUGUCACUCCAGCUCUAUAGGAGAAAGGCCCCUGGGAGAAAAGCUGAGGUUGAGAAUGUAGCAUUGUGCCUUUGAACUUGUCUCCUCCCAGGGAUUAUGUUCAGUACUCCUUUCUGCCUACACUGAGUCAAUAUGCUCUUGGGUUGUGUUGGAGGCUGUUGUCUUCUCUCCUGAUUACAAGAAAUAAGUCUGAUUAUAGAACCAGAACUUGUAACAAGAUCAGCACAAUUGUUAUUUUGGAGCAGAGUGCAAUGGUUUCAGUAAUAUUUGUGCUUUUGUAUUGCUCACAUCCUUAUGAAAACCUUAACUUUCCUGCCUUCUGUUGUGCAGCUUGAGACCUCAUUUGCCCUUUCUUGCUUUGUUUCCUCUGUGCUGCCUACAUCCUGGGGUCAAAUUAAGCAGUGUCUGAACAAUAAAGGGAAUCUGUGCAUCCUGAACACAAUUGACAAAGAUGAUAUGUCUUCUGAUCUGUUAUUAACAGCUUUGCCUGAUUCAGCUGAUUUAAUUAGCCUUAAAUUAAAGACGUACUUUACAGUGUCUAGACUGCAUCUGCCUGAGGAAACAGCAGGGUGGUGUGUGGCAUCGAGAGUCUCAGUGGAAGUGGCCAAAAGCAAGAGGAUGGUGGAGCAUCGCUGAGGCCCUCCCAAGCAAAGUUACGCUCAGAAGGAGCUGUGCUGAAUGGUGAGGGAAAGUGUCCGGGUCUCGGUGGUCCCGUCGCUGGCACGGCUCUGCGAUGCUGCUUCGCUCGCAAAAUCAGGUCGAUGGGAAAUGUCAACCGUGAAUGGGCCGAACUUUCUGCUCUGCCCCGCGGACCCGGGGUUGUUUGACUUGGAUCCUGACCUGUUGCCCCUUUUCCAGUACAACUGCAAGCAGUUUUCCAGCCCUCAGGAGUGCCUCUCUGCCCCCGAGUUCCUGGAUCACAUCAGGAAGGUGAUGCUGGUGAUCGAUGCUGCUGUGAGUCACCUGGAGAACUUGUCCUGCCUGGAAGAGUAUCUCUGCAACCUUGGCAAGAAGCAUCAGGCAGUUGGUGUGAAGAUCGAGUCUUUCUCGACUGUCGGCGAGUCCUUGCUGUACAUGCUGGAGAAAUGCCUUGGGACUGCCUUCAGCCCAGAGGUGCAGGAGGCUUGGAGCAAACUCUACAGUGCUGUGGUGAAAGCCAUGCAGCAUGGCUGGGACACCCACCCAGAAGGGGACUAGAUCUUGCCAACCAUCCCCAUCCCUGACCACUCAGCGGUCCUGAGCACGGGGAGCACUCUCUGCCACUCCCCACCUGUCUCUGUGCACCAGCCCAUCGCUGUCUCCACUAGUCAUGUGUGCUUUGGGGCUCUCACAGUGAUUCGACCUUGCUUCAACACAUCUCUGCCUUUGCUAAAGGCUGGCAGGGUACGUCCCUGAAGAGAAGCCUGGGCGUGCCGCAGCACAGGUGUGCCACCCUGCCCCAAGUUCCUUUGGGCUAGUUGGAGCACCAACACCCAUGUACCUCUUCUGUUUUUAGCCGGCUCAUCUUCCCUGCUCUGAGCACCCACCCUAGUUAGGUGACAGCUGGCAUAGGCCUCUUGGGCUUAUUUGCCCAAGGUCCUAUUUGCCAUGCCUGUACUUGCCAGGUCUGGCACUGCUCGCUCCUCCUGUGCUGCUGUGUCUGGUUCAGCUGUGAUGGUGAUGGAUUUGGCUUCCUCCAGGGGCAGGGGCAGCAAAGGUGAGGGCUG